Molecule: messenger RNA, 1028 nt
Organism: Drosophila novamexicana
Lineage: Eukaryota; Metazoa; Arthropoda; Insecta; Diptera; Drosophilidae
Exons: 4
Coding region: 240-1028 (262 amino acids)
Source: RefSeq, a predicted model, not a curated record
GAAUCAUUAGUGUAUUCGCAGAAAUAUAGAUUUGUUUUUUUUUGUGUGCCCCAGUUUUAAGUGCGGCUGUCUUUUUAAUUAGCAACUUUCACUGGCCAAGAACUUUUCUAGCUGCUCCUAAUUGCCACAUCAGUUCCGAGUCGGCCCCAGUUGUCGCUUGGCGUUUGCCGAAAAAAUUUUGAUUUUCAGUUGUUCGAAAGAAGCGUUGGAGCUUGCAGCGCUUUGAGGCAAUCAUCAACAUGAAUGUGGGCCUGCUUGAGAUCCUGCUAACAAUCUGUUUUGGACGUACAGUACAGGCGGCGCUCGUAUGGAACACAGGUGGAACAGUUGGGCUUUUUACAGCUAUUGCCAUACCACUGGAUCUGCCCUCAAGGCAUGUGUUCAUGUCAUACUAUUUUGAGGCCACGUACACGCUGCCCAAAACUUGGCAUGAAGAGCCACCAGUUUUUCGUCGUGGUAAUGAUACGGACACGGAUCCAAGUGGUGAUCCAGUAGCUGAUUUUGGGGACUACUAUGACGACUAUGAGGACCACAAACCUUCAAAGUUGAAGCCGCCCAAGCGUAAACACAAAACCAAGAAAAAAACCAAGCCCACCCCAACGCCAUCAUCUGAUGACUACAAAGAUUUCUUCGAGGGCUAUCCGCGGCAGGAGCGGAAUGAGGCUGUGGCCCGACAUCGCCAGGAGCAUCAGCUGCUCUCACGCACCAAGUUCUAUAAGAUACUUGGAGAGAGAUUUGAAGAACAUGGCCUGGGCAGCGGCGACGGCUGCCUGCUGCGGCUCAUCUGCGAGGCGAACAGUGCACAGCUGGGCGAGCUCAAUGGCGUACUGGGCAGCCUGAUGCAUGUGAUGUUCAGUCCCAGCAGCUCCCAGUACGAGGCGCUGCCCCAGCGCUACUACAACGCGGAGCGCAAUGGACAGCGGGACAAUUGUCAAGGGUAUUCGGCCAAAUGUGGACGCAGCGUGCUGGACUUGAUAGCCCGGCCACUGAUCGACUAUAUAGUAGGCAAUAAAUCCAGCUCGCUAUAG